GAUAGCAACCUUGACACCAGAACUGGUCUGGUCUGGUCUCCUAUUACAGUCCCGGGGAACGUCUCUUCUUCUACCGUGCUCUCUCGAUACGACUCCUGGUUGUCCCGAGAGGAACCAGCCCAGCAUUUGGUGAUCGACCGAUCGGUACCAGAUUUCAUUUUAUUUUGGAGUUACUAUGCAGCUCCACAUAUCGCCCAGCAUGAGGCACGUCACAGUGUUCCCGGGGAAGGGGGUGAGGGAAUUCAUCAAAUUUAAGGUUACAUCCCGGAGGCUUUCAUACAAGAUGGUCAUCUACUCCCUUCUCUUCAUGACGUUCUUGCUCAGGUUCAUCUUUGUAUUGACGGCAAUGGAUACCAUCGAGGGAGAGACCCAGUGCUCUUCUUUAGGAUGCAUAGGCAAGAGAUUGGGUCCAAGAAUGUGGAGGCGGCCGGACUCAGCCUCAGUGACUGUUCCAGAGGAGAUUUAUCGGGUGUUGGAAGGAGCCGAGCCGGACGAACCGACGGCUGGGUCGGAUGUACCGCAGACGUUGGAGGAAUUCAUUGAAGAGAUGAAGAGCGACAGAACCGAUGCCAAAACGUUUGCCUUGCGGCUCAGAGCAAUGGUCUCGCUGCUGGACCAGAAGACGAGGGUGGCCAAGAUUCAGGAGUACCUGUACCGCCACGUGGCGUCCAGCAGCAUCCCCAAGCCGCUCCAUUGCCUGGCCCUCCGGCUGGCCCAGGAGCACUCCACCAACGUCGGGGCCCGUCACCAGCUGCCGGCCCCGGAGCGGGUCCCUGCCCUGGUGGACCCCGAGCUGUACCACUUCGUCCUAGCCUCCGACAACGUGCUCGCCGCCGCGGUGGUGGCCGCCUCCCUCGUGGCCAACGCCCUCCUCCCGGGCUCGGUGGUGCUGCACGUGAUCACGGACCGCAAGACAUACGCGCCCAUGCAGGCCUGGUUCUCGCUGCACCCGCUGGCCCCGGCGGUCGUGGAGGUGAAGGCGCUGCACCACUUCGACUGGUUCACUAGGGGGAGGGUCCCGGUGAUGGAAGCCAUGGAGAAGGACCGGGCUGCUCGGUCGCACUUCCGGGGAGGAUCCUCGGCGAUCGUCGCAAACGUUAGCGAGAAGCCCAUCAUCGUGGCGGCCAAGCUGCAGGCUUUGAGCCCCAAGUAUCACUGUGUCAUGAACCAUAUAAGAAUCCAUCUGCCUGAGUUGUUUCCUAGCCUUAACAAGGUCGUGUUUCUCGAUGAUGACGUCGUCGUCCAAGCCGAUCUUUCGCCAUUAUGGGACAUUGAUCUACAAGGCAAAGUAAAUGGCGCGGUGGAGACAUGCAGGGGCGCGGAUAAAUUUGUGAUGUCAAAGAGAUUGAAGCACUAUUUGAACUUCUCUCAUCCGCUAAUAUCUAAAAAUUUCCAACCGGAUGAGUGUGCUUGGGCAUAUGGCAUGAAUGUCUUCGAUCUAGAGGCGUGGAGGAAGACCAACAUCAGUGUCACUUAUUACCACUGGCUACAGAAGAACUUGGAAUCAGAUUUGAGUCUUUGGCAGUUGGGGACUCUACCUCCAGGCUUAAUAGCCUUCCAUGGUCAUGUCCAUGUCAUUGAUCCUUACUGGCACAUGUUGGGUCUUGGCUACCAAGAAAAUACUACGGUGGAGGAUGCAGAGAAAGCAGCUGUGAUUCAUUUCAACGGCAGAGCUAAGCCUUGGUUGGACAUAGCAUUCCCAGAAAUCAGACCUCUGUGGGCCAAGUACCUGAAUUUGUCGGACAAGUUGAUCAGAGCUUGUAACAUCAGAGCUUAACGGGGAUGGACCUGGCGAAACUAUCACUGCAAUGACCGCAAGGAAUCGAGCAUGAGGAAGGGCAAAAUUUGUUCGAUGCGCUCAGAGACUUGCAAGCUGAUGUAGGAAGCCAAGCAAGUGUAAUAGUCAGAGUCCUGCAUGCCUCCUUUUUCCUCGUCUAGGAAAGAUUUUGGGGAUCCGUCGAUACGAUUCUGGAUCAUGAAUGAAUGAUGCAUUUAUUGUUUUCAUGAGUUUGUGUACGAAAGGAAUAAAGGGAAAUGUCAGGGGGUCUUAAUACCA
Molecule: messenger RNA, 2056 nt
Organism: Musa acuminata subsp. malaccensis (wild Malaysian banana)
Lineage: Eukaryota; Viridiplantae; Streptophyta; Magnoliopsida; Zingiberales; Musaceae
Product: probable galacturonosyltransferase 12
Molecular function (GO): polygalacturonate 4-alpha-galacturonosyltransferase activity
Source: RefSeq, a predicted model, not a curated record